CCCCUUGGGAAAGUACAUAUCUGGGAGCAGCAGGCAGCUCCGUGCUCGCACUCCGGCUCGGCCGUCCCACCGCGCGUUCGCCUCGCCGCUCCCGCCGCAGCCCCCGGGCCCCUCGCCGCCGCCACCAUGGACGCCAUCAAGAAGAAGAUGCAGAUGCUGAAGCUCGACAAGGAGAAUGCCUUGGAUCGAGCCGAGCAGGCGGAGGCCGAUAAGAAGGCGGCGGAGGACAGGAGCAAGCAGCUGGAAGAUGAGCUGGUGUCGCUGCAAAAGAAACUCAAGGGCACUGAAGAUGAACUGGACAAAUACUCCGAGGCUCUCAAAGAUGCCCAGGAGAAGCUGGAACUGGCAGAGAAAAAGGCCACCGACGCUGAAGCCGAUGUAGCUUCUCUGAACAGGCGCAUCCAGCUGGUUGAGGAAGAGUUGGAUCGUGCCCAAGAGCGUCUGGCAACAGCUUUGCAGAAAUUGGAGGAGGCCGAGAAGGCAGCGGAUGAGAGUGAAAGAGGCAUGAAAGUCAUUGAAAGCCGAGCCCAAAAAGAUGAGGAGAAAAUGGAAAUUCAGGAGAUCCAACUGAAAGAGGCCAAGCACAUUGCUGAAGAUGCUGACCGCAAGUAUGAAGAGGUGGCCCGUAAACUGGUCAUCAUUGAGAGUGACCUGGAACGUGCAGAGGAGCGGGCUGAGCUCUCAGAAGGCCAAGUUCGACAGCUGGAAGAACAAUUAAGAAUAAUGGAUCAGACCUUGAAAGCAUUAAUGGCUGCAGAGGAUAAGUACUCGCAGAAGGAAGACAAAUAUGAGGAAGAGAUCAAGGUCCUUUCUGACAAGCUGAAGGAGGCUGAGACUCGGGCUGAGUUUGCGGAGAGGUCAGUAACUAAGUUGGAGAAAAGCAUUGAUGACCUAGAAGACGAGCUGUACGCUCAGAAACUGAAGUACAAAGCCAUCAGCGAGGAGCUGGACCACGCUCUCAACGAUAUGACUUCCAUGUAAAUGUUCACCCACCCUGCCUGCUCACAUUCGCGCCCUCAUGCUAAUAUGAUAAACUCACCGCUGCUCCUUUCUGUGCUUCCAGAAUCUCCAUCUUUACACCUUUCUGCCUACUCUCUUUGCAUAAUCUAGGAUAGCCAUUGUUUUUUCACUUUUUACUAAUAUAAAGGCCAAGUAAAUUAAGUGUCUGUACAAAUCGUUUUCCUUUCAGAAUUCAUUCAUUUCCCGAUCCGUAGGCUAGAUCAUUCCCACUGACCCGUGAACUGGAAUAAGAAAGACUGGAGCACUGUCCUUUUAGGAAAUUAAACUAGGCUCAAGUAAAAUUAGGAGGUCAUGCAAUUGUGCAGGAACUUCCCAAAGAAAUAUCAAAAAUUGGUUUCCUGAGAUUGAAUUAACAAUGAUCAUUUUUAAAAAAAAGUAAAAUUUAAGAACCCUAAAGAGUCAGAUUACUGAGGGUCUGAGGGACAGGAAAUUGGUGCACUACAGCCUAAAGACUGGUGCUUUAAAAGAUCACCUCUUCCUCACUGUUAAGAAUUCUAGAGAGAAACACUCUCCUGAGUAGCCAAGCCUUUAAUUUUCUGUGUUUAUAUAAAGGGAAUUAAAGUAUCCCCAACAAGCACCACAACUUGUGUCAAAGAAAUGGGACAUAAAACACAGAUUGCACAAUAUGAGUUUGGGAGUUAAUGGCCCAGCUUUUACUACUGUGAGGCACUAAGAGAUGGAGUAAAUAGUCUUGUUCUCAUGAGAACCUUGAGCACACACAACUAAUUUCUAUAUUACUAACCACACCUAAACUUUAAACUUAUUCUGUCUCUUUAAAUUCUAACUUGGAGUGUUUCACAGAGGGUUCUCUUACCCUGAUAAUGUGGCACUGAAUUCCACAUAAGCUGGAAAUUUCAUUUUCCAGGCCCAGCUGUCCUUCCUUCAUCCAUGCAGAAAAAUGGUAGCUUGAAGGGUGUGGCCCGUGCCUGCUGCUUUACAGCUUAUAGAAUCUCUAUGUUACCCUAGAGACAGGAUGGUCACUAUGGAAACUAGAGAAAGCGCCCCCCUCUCCCCUAUCUCUGGUCUUUCCAUGAGACCGUAAACAUGCUGAUUCUAUGGGGAAAACUUGUAUCAAGUAUGAGUAAAUAUACUAAAAGAUGGGUUAGCUCAAAAUUUAUUUGUAAAACCUGUUCCUGGGUCUUAAGAUGGACCCUUACCCUGAGGGGGCUUGUGAUACCUGAGGGCGGUCCGGACACUAGGUGGGGCAGGGAUCGACCUCCCGCAGGUGCAGCUGGCAGCAGGUUUUGCAUGUCUGCUUCUCAGCUCUUUCAAGUGCUGCUCUCAUCUGUUAGUCUGGUUUUCCUUUUUUUCCAUUGUGCCACUUUUUUCUUUUUCUCCCACCUUUUCUCUUCAUGCAGAUAAGUUUCUUUGCUUCACUUCUUCCAAGACCCCUUCAUCAAGCUGGAUGUUCCGCCUCUCUCAGCUCUGCAGUUUGUCUCUUCCCCAGCUGACCCUGGUUCUUUCUUUUAGCAUCCUGCCUUAGGGCCAGGCGCACACUGUGCUUUCUAUUGUACAGAAGCUCUUCAUUCAGUGUAAAAUAAACACUGUGUAAGCUA
Molecule: messenger RNA, 2576 nt
Organism: Pteropus alecto (black flying fox)
Lineage: Eukaryota; Metazoa; Chordata; Mammalia; Chiroptera; Pteropodidae
Gene: TPM1
Product: tropomyosin 1
Exons: 9
Coding region: 127-981 (284 amino acids)
Biological process (GO): cardiac muscle contraction; actin filament organization
Cellular component (GO): actin filament
Molecular function (GO): actin filament binding
Source: RefSeq, a predicted model, not a curated record